UAAAAUUUUAGCCAGAUGCAGAAUUUGUAUUCACCUGGAGUAUUAUUUAGGAUAUUAUAUACAAAAAGACAACUUUUGAUUUUAUUGUAUUAAUAUAAUAGGUGGAUUUUUGAAGAGAUUUUCUAAGAAUUUUGUAGAAAUGAGGAAAUAUCACCCCUUACUAAGAGGGCGUAGCUACAAGCGAUCUUGGGUUAAGUGUUUCAACAGAUUUAAAAGGAACAUGUACCUUAUAUUAAAAAAUGUGAAAACUGACCGAAUCAAACUUAUGAAAACAGAACUUUUCAAUAUCUUCCUACUGACGAAGCUCAAGAUGUUAUUCACUUGUGCAAAGAUAAGAAUACAAUGCCUUACAAACUCAGACCUCAACUUGAAAACAAAAAUAAAACUUUGAGUGAUGUAGAGGAUGAAAACAUAAUUGUAAAUAUCACACAACUGCAACUGCUUUUACAAAGUGUACACCAUUGUAAAUUGCCAAUGCUGAAAUUGAAUAUUGACCAGAGACAAGGCCUUCACAUCACAAUGUCGGCAAAGUGUAACAGUUGCAAGAUGGUCAUUCCAAACAUCAGCUUGUCGGACACCAUGUCAAAUACAAGAGGACCACCCUCAGGAGCGCUAAAUAAAAUGCUGGGCUUACCAAUUUUGAAGUCAAAAGUUGGCAUAGAUGAUGUAAGUCUUGUUUCGACUUGCUUGAACAUUAAACCAUCUAGUCACACUUGCAUUCAAAAACAUCUGAACAGUUUAAGUGACAGUGCAACUCCUCUUUACCAGGAAUCCAGGAUUCAAAACCAAGAACACAUCAAACACGUUACUACCCUGUCAGGGAAAAAAAGAACGGCGGACGUACAAUUUGAUGUUUCAUUUUCUUGGCGACCGAGAGGUGGUUUCCAGGCUGCCCAGCAAAGCUUUGGUGUUGCAAUAGACCAUUCAACCACCAGACCACUGCCUAUUGCAACAGCCAUAGCAAACAAGCUCUGUCGUAAACCAAUGUGCAGUCAUACAGAAACAAAGUGCAAGAAGAGGUACAACUUAGAUUUAUCUAUUACCUCCAGUGAAAGAACCCUGCUCCACCAAAGUCUGGACAAUAUCAGAGGUACUGGACUAUUGAAAAUACGAUCAGUCACAACAGAAUCUGAUGCAAGCUUGCAAUUAGCAAAAUCUCUAAUGGAUUUAAUAUCACACUGAAAAGAAUUUGUGCACCAGUAUACAGUCAUGAAAAUUACAUAUAUUUGAAGUUAUAGUUUUUGAGUGUUCUACAUCAUCAAUAAACAUUUCAUUUAUAAUUUGCUGCCCAGGUAAUCUGUGGGUAAUAAUAUUUUAUUAAUAUUAGUGAUAUAAGACCAUUUUGGUUAUUAUAUACACCUUUCUAUUGCAGGUUAAAGAAAAAAAAAAACAAGUGGCCCCUCGAAACAAGUUUUUACAUAUAGAUAUAAUUGCUUAAUAUUUGACAUAUAUGUUUGUCUUCAUAGAUGAAACUAAUCAGGCUUCAGUGGUGGCCGCUUAGUAUACCAGAAUUCUUCACAUGGAGGAGUAUAUCUCCAAAUUUAAUACUUUUAAGUUAGUUUUAGAAGGAUGAAGAUAAAAAAUUACUAAUUUAUUUUAAAAGUGAACAUUUAUUGUAAAAGUGAACAUUAAUGAUAUCAUAUUCAUUAUUGUGUGAAUAGAAUAAUUUUCCACACUUAUCCGAUUUUAUUAACCGUUACUGUGAAAUCAGUUCAAGAAACGUUUGUUUUCCACAAUUUCUAUUUUCUAUUAUAGAUGUUAUAUAGAGGUUGGAUUUAUGACAUUUGGAUUGACAUCGGAUUCUGACAUCAUUCAUAUACAACUAAAUUCCAGCGUCUAUCCAACGUCGGACUCUAACGUCUGAGCAACGUUGAUACAACGUCAUGUGUUUGCUGGGCCGACUCAGGACCCUGGUAAAAAUAUCAGGGUUAUGAAACCCACAAGUAUUCCAGGUUAAGGAUGUCAAUGAAUGAAUCCCCUUCUGGAAUAAUGUAUUUACUUAUGAUUUU
Molecule: messenger RNA, 2009 nt
Organism: Ruditapes philippinarum (Manila clam)
Lineage: Eukaryota; Metazoa; Mollusca; Bivalvia; Venerida; Veneridae
Exons: 1
Coding region: 343-1182 (279 amino acids)
Source: RefSeq, a predicted model, not a curated record